Messenger RNA from Vicia villosa (hairy vetch), 381 nucleotides. RefSeq names its product F-box protein At1g80960-like. The record is from RefSeq and is a predicted model, not a curated record. Lineage: Eukaryota; Viridiplantae; Streptophyta; Magnoliopsida; Fabales; Fabaceae. Gene Ontology annotation, molecular function: protein binding. The transcript is spliced from 2 exons. Bases 1 to 381 code for a protein of 126 amino acids.
AUGAGAUCUAUAAAAGAAGAGGAAGAUCUUAUCAGCAAGCUUCCUGAUGUAAUUUUAUCUUCUAUCAUUUCUUUGCUUCCCGUCAUGGAAGGAGUGAGAACUGGUGUGCUUUCAAAACGGUGGGAAACAAUGUGGAAAUACUCAUCUCACCUUAACUUUGACCAAAGAAAAAUGUUGAAGCCUUUGAUCGAAGAAUAUAUUCAAACUUCUGAACCAACUACACGCCUUAAAAUGGCUAUGUGUCGUAAGAUAUCUCCCGAAGAUGAGCAAUAUUUUGAUACAAUUGCUCAAACAGCCAUGUUGAUUACAUCAAUUAUGGACAAUCACAUUGGUCCUUUGAAAAGUUGUAGUAUUCGACAUUUAGUUGGAUGGACCCUUUGA